Molecule: messenger RNA, 5721 nt
Organism: Eubalaena glacialis (North Atlantic right whale)
Lineage: Eukaryota; Metazoa; Chordata; Mammalia; Artiodactyla; Balaenidae
Gene: NPR3
Product: natriuretic peptide receptor 3
Exons: 9
Coding region: 571-2184 (537 amino acids)
Biological process (GO): vasodilation; regulation of blood pressure
Cellular component (GO): membrane
Molecular function (GO): peptide hormone binding; natriuretic peptide receptor activity
Source: RefSeq, a predicted model, not a curated record
CACCCCCCCCCACCCUCCCCACCCGCUGGAAAUACAAGCCGGGCCUCGGCGCGCCUUGUGUGGUAACACGCUCCGCCGCUGCCACGCUAUUUAAACGCGGGUUAUGGAUCCAGGAACCGGCGCGAAUCAAUGAGAUCAAACGCGAGGGAGAUGCACCGUCAAUUACAAGCACUUGGACAAGUCUAACUUUUUCUUCUUUUACAAAUACGCUUUCAAAAGCAACCUUAGCAAUGCCCAAAUAAGAAGCCACCUCUAAGCAAAAUAGUAUAUAUAAAGGGAGGGCGAAUAUAUAUAUUUAUAAAAAGUAUAUAUAUAAAUCUAUUACAGGCGUACAGGUUUACACCCGGUGAACUUUUUCUUUUUCUUUUUCUUUUUUUUAAACGAGUGGCAUUGCAAAGGAGGACUCUUCCUCUCUAUCUUUUGGCGAGUUAGUGAAGGGGGUAUUCUGUUUUCUUAGAGCGCCCAAGGGGGCGCAGGGACCUCGGAGAGAAGAGUGGGGAGGAAAGAGGAAGGGUCGGUGGGGGGCAGAGGGCGAGUCCGCAGCGAGGGCAGGCGCUUUCCUGCGGCACGAUGCCGUCCCUGCUGGUGCUCACUUUCUCCGCGUGCGUCCUGCUCGGUUGGGCGUUGCUGGCCGGCUGCACGGGUGGCGGUGUCGGCGGGGGCGCGGGCCCGGGCGGCGGGCGCCGGGAGAGAGAGGCGCUGCCGCCGCAGAAGAUCGAGGUGCUGGUGCUGUUGCCCCAGGACGACUCGUACCUGUUCUCCCUGGCUCGGGUGCGGCCGGCCAUCGAAUACGCGCUGCGCAGCGUGGAGGGCAACGGGACCGGGCGGCGGCUUCUGCCACCCGGCACUCGCUUCCAGGUGGCCUACGAAGACUCGGACUGCGGCAACCGCGCACUCUUCAGUCUGGUGGACCGCGUGGCGGCGGCGCGGGGCGCCAAGCCCGAUCUCAUCCUGGGGCCUGUGUGCGAGUACGCGGCGGCGCCGGUGGCCCGGCUAGCGUCGCACUGGGACCUACCCAUGCUGUCGGCCGGGGCACUGGCAGCCGGCUUCCGGCAUAAGGACACGGAGUACUCGCACCUCACGCGCGUGGCGCCCGCGUACGCCAAGAUGGGCGAGAUGAUGCUCGCCCUGUUCCGCCACCACCAGUGGAGCCGCGCCGUGCUGGUCUACAGCGACGACAAGCUGGAGCGGAACUGCUACUUCACCCUCGAGGGGGUCCAUGAGGUCUUCCAGGAGGAAGGCUUGCACACGUCCGCCUACAAUUUUGAUGAGACCAAAGACUUGGAUGUGGACGACAUCGUGCGCUACAUCCAGGCCAGUGAGCGAGUGGUGAUCAUGUGUGCAAGCAGCGACACCAUCCGCGGCAUCAUGCUGGCGGCGCACAGGCACGGGAUGACCAGUGGAGACUACGCCUUCUUCAACAUCGAGCUCUUCAACAGUUCUUCCUACGGAGAUGGCUCGUGGAAGAGGGGAGACAAACACGACUUUGAAGCUAAGCAAGCGUACUCAUCCCUCCAAACAAUCACUCUACUGAGGACAGUGAAACCUGAGUUUGAGAAGUUUUCCAUGGAGGUGAAAAGUUCUGUUGAGAAGCAAGGGCUCAGUGAGGAGGAUUAUGUUAACAUGUUUGUUGAAGGAUUCCACGAUGCCAUUCUCCUCUACGUCCUGGCUUUACAUGAAGUACUCAGAGCUGGUUACAGUAAGAAGGAUGGAGGGAAAAUUAUCCAGCAGACUUGGAACAGAACAUUUGAAGGUAUUGCCGGGCAGGUGUCCAUAGAUGCCAACGGAGACCGGUACGGGGAUUUCUCCGUGAUUGCCAUGACCGACACGGAAGCGGGCACGCAGGAGGUUAUUGGUGAUUACUUUGGAAAAGAAGGUCGUUUUGAGAUGCGGCCGAACGUCAAAUACCCUUGGGGACCUUUAAAGCUGAGAAUAGAUGAAACCAGGAUGGUGGAGCACUCAAACAGCUCUCCUUGCAAAGCAUCAGGUGGCCUAGAAGAGUCAGCGGUGACAGGAAUUGUUGUGGGAGCCUUACUAGGAGCUGGUUUGCUAAUGGCCUUCUACUUUUUCAGGAAGAAAUACAGAAUAACCAUUGAGAGGCGAAACCAGCAAGAAGAAAGCAACGUUGGAAAACAUCGGGAGUUACGGGAAGAUUCCAUCAGAUCCCAUUUUUCGGUGGCUUAAAAGGAAGCCUAUUCUUUUGGCUUGAGAUUCUUUAAGGAGAUAAAUGGGAUGAAAAACAUCAAUGGAACAGAAGGGGCGCUCUUGAAAAACUCAUUCUUUUAAGCAGUUAGUCAUUUUGUUGUAAAAUUUCUUUAGAAGCUCAGGAACUGUUAUUAAUCACCCUAUGCCUCCCGGCCUUUCAUCUCAUGACAAACAAAUAUAAGAAUAUAACGUCACUUUGUUAAAUGUUCAUACUGUUUCAAGGGCACAUGAUCAGAUUUAUGUUUUGAAGGUCUGAUGUCUCUAUAUCUUGAUGGCUUUUGGGGGGAUUUUAUGCAAGGCUAUAAAAUGUGUUUUUCUUAAAUGAAAUGUUUUAUAGCUAGAAUAAAAUAAUUUUUACAAGUAGAAUAUUCUUGAAAAGAAUUUAACCCCAAGAAGAAGAAAACGUAAUGAAAAAUCUCAAGGUAGGAAGUACAUCAUUCCUUUCUCUAGUGCUGGUGGACAGAUCUGAGGUUGAAAACUGCUCUGUCCGAUGUAUACAUUCAGGUCCUGACUUCAUAUCUUGAAAAAGAAUCCCCCCCUGCCCCCCGUCUCCUUCAGCGUCUCAUAAAAGCUACUCUGAAAAGUUGUAACUAUUAAUAAGUUAAGAAGAUUUAUACAAGAAAAGCAAAUCUGUUUCAUUUUUUAAUAUAAAAAAGCCCUAUUUCACACUAACACUUUAUUUUUAAGUAUUUUAAUCUUAUAUUUUACUAUUAGAAAAUGUGUCUAUUUUUUCAUUUUGAAGAUUAAAUUUCACUUAUAUUUUAAAAGCAUGGGUAAAGUGUACAACAAACCAAUAAUGAUGAAAGAUGCCUCUCUUUUUCUCCCUGUUUUCCUCUUCCCCGCGGCUGUAGCCCAAUACGAAUUGCUGCUUUAAUUACAGAGAUCUGGAAAUGUAUUCAGAUUAUAGACUCUACAGGAAUACAUCAAUUUACCUGUUUUAAAUGCAACUUGUUUUAGGGAUAGACUCCUUCCAGUUCUGGCCAGUGAUGAGUAUCAAGACCAAGGAUGAAAUUUAAUAGAAUUAAGUCAGGUUUUAUAAAAGGGAGGCGGUCCUUUUUUCUCAAGAAGAACUUUAUAGCGUUAGAACUUGACAGUAAGCACAGAAACGACACACUUAAUAAAUGACAUUUUACCAAAAUUCACAAUGAUGAUUUUGGUUAAAAGAGGGAAUCUAAAUAGCUACUAUAUUCCCUUUUAGUAAACUCCAGAGAGCCUUGCAGUCAUCCACUAAUAACCCAUGUAACAGGGGUAGGGAUAUGAGGAAUUUGGACAGGGUUGAAUAAGUAUAUACCAAAUCUCUACUUUGUUCCUAGUACUCUGCUCAUAGGUUUAAACUCAGGUUGCCGCUUUCUUGUAUAAUUUGUGGAGAAAAUAGACAGUGAGGGAAGAAUAGGAAGUUGCCAGAUCAGUGUACCACCUUAUCAUGACGUCGUGAGGGUCUUUCCUCAAUAAUGUUUGGAGCAGCUGGAAAAUAGUUUUAAAAAUUAUCUUAAUGUCUGGAAAAGACCAUCUAUAGGAGGAAAAUAGGGCAGUUUAAGAAAAUAGGGGAAUCCCGGAAUUGGAGCAAUUCCUAGGUAGUGAUGGAGGCUGUGGCUCACACUGGUAAUGGUGGAGGUGAGGCAGGGCGAGUGAGAGCCGCGUGUCCUGGAAGUUGGCCUGAGCUUGCUUCCCUGGAGGCAUCCACCACUCUUACUUCAGCCAGUCAAAGUGAAUGGAUUAUUUCUGCGUGAGGCACAUUUCCCCUCUAUUGUUUAAGAGUGGAACGCAGGUAGUUGGAGAACAUGAUAAAAGAAUGAACUCUGAUCAACUCAAAGAACUAUGUUGUAGUUCUCCAUGCUGGGUGCGAAUGCAAAAGUGCUGAAUUCAAAACAGGAUGGAAAAAGAAGGCAAGAGAGGCCAGCUCCAGAAAUUCUGACACAGGAAGACAGUUUGGGAAGUAAAAUCCAGGAAAGCGACGCGUGUAACAUCUCAGGACUCCUCAACGUGAAAACAGCAUGGAAGAGUUGCAUCCUUCUUAUUUUUUGAUCUUUAGAACUAUAGAAUGACCUAUAAUUUAGUUCCUCUUCAGUGAGAAGCUUGGGACACACCCAGCAAGAAGAAUCAGGAUCAAGCUCUUCCGAAAUAAACAGAAGAGGGUAGUGUUGCCAGCUGCCAGCAUCUUUACCACCCUUCCCCCCACCCCCCUAUCCACUGUCCACCAUGGCUCCAAAGAUGCAUCAGCAUCAUGCCCAUGCAGGUAGCAGCUUGCGAAUAGAACCUCCAUGCUUCCUCAGGGGGAAAGAAGCCAACGUGCUGGCUGUAAGAAUGUAGCUGGCUUUUGAUCAGAACCCUUACCUAACUUGACCACGUGCUCCCAGGGCAGUUCAAGCCUCUGAUGUGCAUAUACUCCAACAAACCUGGCUUCAGUUUGCAGCAUGUAGAGCUUGCAAGUGUGCCCCCAUAGCUAGACUCCAGGAUUAAAUCGACUUUCAAAAGGUGCUGGAUUGGAGUUUGUUCAAAUUUCUCAUUAACCACUAAUGUUAAUUCAUACCAAAGGCAAAGCAAUUCUAAACCAGCUGAUGCUGUUAAUGUUCAUAUUCUAAGCCACUUCAAGCACAGUGAAAGGGUUUCAGUGGGAGCUGAGUCUCAGAAGUAAAAAUCCAUAUGGUACAAUAGCUCUUUGAUGUAUCAGGUGUGGGAUGAUUCCUAGGGUACAUAUUUGAACAAGCAGAAUUAAGAGUUAGCAAAAGUGCUGCAUUGCUUUGAUUCACAUGUUUAAAGACCUAAAUUUCUACGUGCAAGGAAUAAAGGGCCCAUUCACCAGGGUAAGUCACAACAUAGGCUACCAAAGUGUUUUCUAUUUGCUAGGAGAACAAAGCUGUCAUAGCACAUAAUAAUUGUGCAGAGAAGGUUGAGAAAGAGGAAAAUUUGGAUUUUGAGACAGGAUGUCCUAUUUAUUAUUCAAUGCCAAGAUCUUAAAAUGUUCAGUGUGGUGUGUCUUACAAGACAGCAAUGAGGUGCCCGUAACAGCCUGGAGAUGCUGUGAGUUUGCACAUCUUUCUGCUGGGUCCUGGGAAUCUGAGCUUUGUUCCCUGUGCAUGGUGCAUAAUUGAAUCCAAGAGGACACAGAACAGACACGUGGGGGAUUACUUCUGCAGCCCUUGUCUUCUGGGCCAUAUUAUUCACUGAUAAUUUACAUAUAGGACUACCGAAUAAUACACACCUACCAUGAGUCUGGUAGAAAAGUAAAAGUAAAAGCUGACAACUACAUACAGUUUAUUAUUCUAAUGUAAGUAGAACUAUCUGCAUAUAAUGUGAUUUAAUUUAUUGUUGUUUUGUGUAGAAAAUGAGAAUUAAUGACUGUGGAUAUAACCCCUGUUUUGUAUAAUAUAUUUUAUUUCUGGUGCAAAUUGGUCAUUUAAGAUAUCUUCAUUUGGUGUUUGGAUAUAAAUGUGUAUGUGUUCUUGUAAAUGUUUCUGUUAAGCAAGAAUGCCACAUGCUCACAGUAUAACAAUGUGUUCUCAUUAAAAAAAUACA